CCGCAGGAGUCUUGUUUCACAUCCUCUGACUUCCUGCGCAGUUUUCUUCCCUAGGAAAUGUUUGUGUUGACUCGCCCUCCACCUCCUCCUUUGUAACUAAAAUCUGUGCGUUUUCUAUGCAGGAGAAAAGACUGGGGAAUGUUUCUCAGAAACAUCUGUUCCCGUGAACAAAAGGCCGAUGGCAGCACGGCCUGUGUGGAAACAAACUCUUCCUGUUUACCACCCAGAGUUCUUCACUUUUUACGAUGUAACUCCACAUUGACCUAACCGUGCCCUCUUACCCAUUCAAAAGUCCAGUGGCAGAUGUCUAGUUUGAGACUAAACCUCUAGUGAAAGCAGAAGUUACAACAACAAUAGCAUAUCUUUAGAUUCUGUUUACAGUCACCUCCAAGGGUCAGGCCAAUUGGUAUGCCUACUUCCAACUAUACAAUAGAUAAUUAGCAAUUUAUGGUAAUUGUUACAUUUUCUGUCUUGUGUCAACUAUAAAAACUGAAUUAAUGUUGUUUCUUUAAUGCUUAAUAUCCUGCUGAAAUACAUAUUUGAAUGUGAACUAUUUAUUAAUGAUCUUACAUCAAUAUUUAUUUGAGUUUUCCUUCUGUAAAGCUUAAAUGGUGACUUUAUACCAGCAAUACUAGGAUAUUUACCUCUGCUUUCAGAUUGUAAUAUCGCUCCCCAUAUGAAAAUGAGUAAAAAUACUUUUGGAGAGUUAAGCAGAUCAUGUGCAAAUAAAAGGAAUUUCAAUUGAAGGAUUUCAAUUUUCCUUCUUUAACAAGAAAACAUUGCUUUCCCAAGGCUAAGAUUCCUAACAUAUCCUCAGUGACGUCAUUAUCAUUCCAACAUUAAAUAUUCUAGUUAAUGGAUUACAUUUUGCCUUCUCAACUGAAGUUGUGCAGUACACACAUUUUCUUUGCCACCCCUGCUCUUAGAGCAGCAAUUGUUCUCAUUUCUAUGGCGGGUAGGCCGUGGCGAGUCGAUUUGGACAGAAUCCGAAGAUGAUCGGCAAUGAAUUCAAAACGUAAAUUCAACCGUUUCCACAAAGAAAACUUUUCAUUUGUCAUGUUGGAAUUAAUUGUUAACUGGCCUUUCCUGUGCAUCGACCAGUUUCAGGUCACUGGUUUUCUGCCGGUCAGUUGUGAUCGGGCUCUGAAUGUCUGUAAAGCUAUUUUCUUGUUGUUGGUUGUUGCAUUUGGCUACGGUUUCCCCCCCCCCCCCCCAGUCUGUUUAAACAAGUGUCUCACUGAGGAUGACGGGUGUUUGCAGACAUUUCUGUACUGUGGAUGCGUUCCGGUGCGUGUGUGUCUCUGUAUUGAAGACGGGUCGUGUGAGAGCCGGGAGACGCGGUUUAUUUGCCUGUUUUGGCUGGGCCGUGUCUGAUAGAGGAACUGUUUCAUGCCUUACAGGAGCUGUGCGUGUUUAUUUUGGGGGAUGGAUGUUUACAGGUCUUGUACCCCUCCUGGGGUGGUCUGCUUCGAGAAUGUAAUGAAGAAAAAAAGGAGGGCUUUGUCUGUGUAUUUUUCCCCAUUUCUGUCAAUGGAGGAUGCAGUGAGAUGUAUUCAGCCUGCUCUCUCCAGUUGGCACUCCGCGGCGGCAGACAUCCACAGUUUCAUGGUCAGACAAAGAGAUAGACGACUGAAUUAGGAGGAUUUUGUUUCUCUCUACAAUGGUAGUCGUAUUUUUAGUAUCGACACACGGAUAUUAACCAAACUUAUUAAGACAAUCCAAGUCAACACCCAGAGGACAGAACAGGAAACAGGAAACAGAAAACAGAAAACGAGUCCAGGCUCUGAAUCUCAACAGCCUUUAUUCAACAGAAUUGAAGUAAAUCAUGAUGCCUGGAUUUGUUUUAUAGAAAAAUGUCAGACUUCCCCACCUCCUCCACUCCCACCCCAACUCUGGAUCACUGCGACUAUGGCGACUGGUAUCCCUCCUUCUCCAUCAUCCCGUCUGUCUAUGUUCUGGCCUUCUUGGUGGGUUGCCUUGGUAACAGCUUAGUGCUCUCGGUGUACCUGCUUCGACCCAACGGAAUCGGGAUAGGAGACAAACCGCAGUGUUGCUGCUUUUUCAGAGCCAAUCGCCAACAUCUGCCUUCUCCUUGUAAAAACGAACCAUCAGGACGAAGCUACAGAGCUUCCUCUCAUUCCUUCACCUCUUCCUCGUGUCCUCCCUCCAUCCCUCGGCCCUCUCACUCCCUCACAGAUUCUCUGAUAGCCAGUUUGGCGUUAGCUGACCUUUGCUUCCUUGUAACUCUCCCUCUUUGGGCUACCUACACAGCAAUGGGCUAUCACUGGCCUUUUGGGCAACCCCUUUGCCAGAUCAGCAGCUUCCUCACCGCCCUCAACAUGUACGCCAGCGUAUUCAGUCUGAGCACGCUCAGUGUGGAGCGGUACUGGGUCCUGACGGGACGGCGGCACUCCGGCCACCAUCCCUCGCCGAGGUGUCCCAGCAGGACGCUGUGGAUACUCGUAGCGGUGUGGGUGGUAGCAGCGGUCCUGGCUCUUCCUGGUUUGCUGCUGCGCUCUGUCAGGGAAGUGGAACUUGACCCCAAGUCUGAGGAUGACCCCGGAUCUGUAGUCCUUUCCUGCCAGAUGGAUUACUCCAUGCUGGUUGGGGCAGAGCUCGAAGAGGCUGAAAAAGACAGGGCAGAGGUGUGGUGGGCCGCCGUGUUGAGCUUAAAGUCAACCCUAAUUGGCUUCCUGCUACCGCUUGUCAUCAUGCUCGUCUGCUACUGCUCAUUGGCUCAGCUGCUCAGCAAGCACUUUGGACGUGGCCCUCGUCCCGACCGCAGGCGCCAGCGCAGACUCCUCAGGGUCAUUGUCACUUUAGUGACGGCCUUCUUCCUCUGCUGGAUGCCACUCAAUGUCAACAAGACUGUCUCCAUCCUGCUGGAGUUGGGCUUCGUCCCAUAUUCGUGUUCUCUAGACCAGGCUCUGCUGGCCGCUCAUCCGUACGUCACCUGUUUGGCUUACCUCAACUCCUGCCUGAACCCUCUGCUCUACGCCGCAUGUGACCCUUCAUUCAGGGAACGAUGCAGAGCAACUCUGCUCAUGUGUUGCGGGAUGUGCAGAAGAGAAGCAGAGGGAGACGGGAGGAAAGAAGAACGAGAGAAACAGCAGAGGAGCUCAACGGUUCCGGCAGGGACACAAGAGGACGAAGAGGAAGAGGACAGGUUAUGAGAAGGAAAAGGAACAAUAAACUCUUCACGUUCAAUUCAAAAACAGAAUAAAACGGAAUCUAAAAAAAUAAAAGGGAAACUGAACAUUUGUUGCACAUUGUUACGUCUAAAAUUCCCAGCUGCCUGAGCAUUUGCUCUGUCCAGCUAGUGUGAGACGUUUAGAGUUAGCAUCCAGAAAGGGAAAUGUUCAAACAGUAUUUUCCCACGGGGUACAAUGGAGAUGUUUCCCAGAGGAUGUUUCCUAAAUUAUUUGAUGCAAAAAUAAUCUGGGGUCAGAUAAAAGCUUCUCAUGAUAUAUGAUAUGUGAUGCAUUCAGGAUGUACUUUGUGUUUGUUGGUUUGUGUUGCACUUGUUUUUACUGUUUAUUUUCUUUAUGACAACAGUAAAUAAUAAAAGGUCACAUCAUG
Molecule: messenger RNA, 3579 nt
Organism: Xiphophorus hellerii (green swordtail)
Lineage: Eukaryota; Metazoa; Chordata; Actinopteri; Cyprinodontiformes; Poeciliidae
Gene: aplnr2
Product: apelin receptor 2
Exons: 2
Coding region: 1854-3173 (439 amino acids)
Biological process (GO): positive regulation of cytosolic calcium ion concentration; G protein-coupled receptor signaling pathway; calcium-mediated signaling
Cellular component (GO): membrane; external side of plasma membrane
Molecular function (GO): C-C chemokine receptor activity; C-C chemokine binding
Source: RefSeq, a predicted model, not a curated record